Molecule: messenger RNA, 1470 nt
Organism: Belonocnema kinseyi
Lineage: Eukaryota; Metazoa; Arthropoda; Insecta; Hymenoptera; Cynipidae
Product: speckle-type POZ protein B-like
Exons: 2
Coding region: 128-1258 (376 amino acids)
Biological process (GO): proteasome-mediated ubiquitin-dependent protein catabolic process; regulation of proteolysis
Cellular component (GO): cytoplasm
Molecular function (GO): ubiquitin protein ligase binding
Source: RefSeq, a predicted model, not a curated record
GAAAAAUAAUCAAGAUCGUACGGCUUCUUUAUCGUUUCUAUAAUUUAGGCAGAAUCGACAGAAUACUAAUUAUAUUAAAGUUUCUGAAUCAAAUUUAAUUGAACGGAUUGAAGGUGAAUGGUGCAUAAUGUCUGAUGCCAGUAUUCCAAGAUUAAAAAUGACUGAUACUAGUGAAGAUUUACACUGUUCCACAAAAUUGAAUUAUCGCACUAUCGGCAUUAGGUGGACCAUCGAAAAUUACGAUGAUGUCUGUAAAACAGUGAAAUUACUUAAAUCGCCUGAAUUUCCUGAAGGCGAAGAGGAAUUGCAAAAAUGGUGUAUUGAAUUUGAACCUUUGGAAAUAAUCCCCAAUAGCCAACAAUUACUGGUGGUUUAUUUAAAAAGAAGGCCAUUAAACGGUGAUAUUUAUGUUGAUGCUAUUCUAGGCCUUGAAGAUAAAUCGAAACAUGUAUUAAAUCUAUCGUUUAAGUGUAUAGUGCCUGACGGAGAAUACGGAGUGUUUAGAUUUCUUGUAAAAAAUAUAUGUGAAACAUUACUGUGGAAUGAGACUGCAGAUAAAAGUUUAACAAUUACUUGUAAAAUUCGAAUUUUUGAUACCAGUGAACCCAAAACUGAAACUGCCAGCAGGAAAAAUAUAUCUGAGUUUUUUGAAACCAGUGAUUUGAUCCAAGACAUCUCUAAAUUGCUCCUCAAUGACCAAGCCUUCCAGGACGUAACGAUUUCUGUCGGGGAGAAGACUUUUCGUGCUCAUAAAGCUAUACUUGCAACACGCAGUGAAGUUUUUCAAGCAAUGUUUACAAAUGAAAUGAGCGAAAAAAGCAACUCAUUAGUUGAAAUCGAGGACCUGACCCCAAAAGUGAUUGAAAAAAUGCUUCUUUUUAUUUAUACUGAUAAAGUUGAGGAUUCGGAUUUGAAGGAAUUCGCCCCUCAACUUUUAGAUGCUGCGGAAAAAUACAAUUUGCGACGGCUGAAGGAAAUGUGUAUCGCAGCACUGUACGAAAAUUUGUCUAUUGAAAAUGUUCUCAAUACUCUGGAAAUUGCUGAUACAUAUUCAAUUCCAAAUUUAAAGAAAGAAGCUCUACAGUUUUUGGUAGCACACCGUCAAGUUGUAAUAUGUCAGGACGAAUUUAAAACUUUAAUUGCAGAACGUCCACAUUUAGUGGUGGAAAUGUUCAGGAUGAAUAUUCAGAAUAACAAUCCAGAAACUUCAACAGAUACUUUGUUUAAAAGAAUGAGAGAUAUAAUUGCAGAAAAAUAACUGCCUUCUGAAUUUCCUCUAGUAAUAUUUAAAAAAUAUCUGAGUCACAUUCCUUAUUCUGUCUUUUAGUCGCUUUGCAGAAUAUACUGAAAUGGAACACAUCACUUCCGAAGUACUUUUUUGCACUUUAUAUAAAUGUGGCGUCCAUUUUUUCCACCAGUUCUUCUAUAAUUAAAUAUUAUAUAUAUACAAAUAUUAAAGUAGAUACAUGU